GCGUGACCAAAAAGAGUAUGCUCAUGUAGCACCUAUUAAUGGGCGAAAACCACCCCAAAAAUAAAUAGAUGGCACACGAAAACACAGCUAAAUUAUUGAUAAACAAGUAAGUGACACCCUCAUUAAACUAGUAUUCAAUACCUAAAUUACCUAUUCAAUGAUGACAUGCAUGUACGGCCGCAGGUCAUCUACCUUUCAAAGCAUUACAAUGCAGCAAAAUUCCCAUUUUCAAACACGACACAACACUUACGGCAAUUAAUAAUACCUAUAACCAAUUUUAAUGAAACAUCCCUCUUUGUAAUUAAACAAAAGUACGAAAAGUACGGGUAAAAGACUAUUGAUUACAGUAAUCAAUGCGGGCUAAAGAACACCCUUUGGUAGGAAAAUCCAGUACUUGCUACUCAGUUAUGUGUUUACUUUCGCAAGUUUAACAUGUGCUUCCGUGUCACGGGAACUACCGGCGUAAUAUUUUUUUUAAAUUCGUGUAUGAAAUGAUUAAGUAUUCGGAGCAGGUGUUAUCAACGCCCCUAAAAACUGGAACAUUUAAAUCGGCAUCCCCGACACCUCCCCGAAUUACAUCAGCUUCAGCACAUGACAGUCGAUUUUCACUCACUCCACUAUGGGAAUUCGUAGUACGCACAAAAUCUCUUCCAGAUGGGCUAGAUCUCAACGUCUUCUUCCAAGUCAUCCAGGAGCGUCUCCAGAAUCCGGAACGCGAAGUGCGACAACACGCCCUUCGCGUUCUCGCAGAAGUUAUCCCUGUGAUAGACAGUGGAAUUUUAGACGGAAAAAUGCAGCAAAUCAUUCCAGAUUUGGUAACGAAUUUAGGCCACAUCGGACCGGCAGUUAGAAAGGGGGCGGUCGACUGCUUAAAGGUUUACCUAAAUUGCAGCAAUAACUCGGACGACAUUUUGAGGAACAUUGUGCAAAAUUGUGUCGAUAAAUCCAGCGAGAGUAAGACGCGAUCGAAUGUCGUUACCGGUGUCAUAAUCGCGUUACCAUUUCUAAUUAAGAAAGUAUCGCACGAUACGGUUACGUAUAUCAUUCGCGUAAUAUACGAUAAAAUGGUACAGAUCACUUACCAAGAGGUUGCGUUAAAAGCUCUGGUCAGGAUUAAGGAGCUAAUUGGGGAUGAACAUUUCAAUGAAUCGACUUCGGUUAAUUUGCGAAAAGAUUUUGAGCAAUUAAGCGACGUUUAUAACGUUGAUGGAAGGAACUUUAAUCAGGGGGGUGCGGAACGCUCUCCUUACCAUGUGAGGAAUUAUUGGAGCGAUUUUAACGACAAUAUCGUGGAGGAGGUCGAUGUGGAAUCAAGUUUAAUAGUCCGAAAAACUUUAAAUGAAAUUGUAGAGGAUAAAGUCAUUUUAGAGACUGAGAUUAAAUUGAAUUCUGGACCGGCGAUUACGAUGCAAAUUCACGAAGAGAGCAGGCAAAGUGUUUUGGGAGGAGGCGAGAGUGAUGAUCAGAGACGUAACUCAGUCGGUGUCGUUAAAGUAUUGAACGACGAUAGUCAUAGUGAGGAUUACUACGAGUCUCGACGAACACCAAGGCGCGUCCGCUUUGGGGGUGAAAUAGUUAAGCUACGUACCCCCGACAGUGAUAGUAAUCAUGCUAGUGAACCCGACGAAUCGACAAUAAUUGUGACACCGCGCGACGAGAAUUGCAACAAACCCCUAAUCGAAAUCCACUAUAACGACACAAAAACAAAUCGAACAAUUAGUCAUAUUCCUGUUUCGCAAAAAAAGAAGUCCAAGCCUGUGCGGUCCGUUCCGACCAGCCCUUCACGUAGUGAAAGCAAAGCGAAAAAGUUCCAUUCAACUCCCGACUUACGUGGUAAUAAAGUUCCUAGUAGUGCCUCUAAGAUACCUCGAAGAACUGAUAAGACUUGUAGUGUGAUUAAGGACCAAAAGACCUCGCAUACGACUACGAUUCAAAUCAAAUUUACGGAUCCCUGCCCCGCAAAAGACAGUGGCGAAGUGAAAAAAGUGGAUGCUGUUAAAAAGGAGGUGAAACCGAAACCGCCUCCGCUAAAAAUUGGCAAAACAGAAGAAAAGGACGAGAAAGGUUGUCCCUCGCACAAGGAGAUCGAGAUCUUUCACAAUCUAACCAGAAGUCCAGAACGAAGGGACUCCGAGCCGUUUUUUCCCAAGCCGUUCGAUGAAGGAAGGCAGAUAAAAACUGCAGACAUCGCAACCUCCCGCGUUGGCGAGGAGUCAAACGCACGUGAGGUGCAUACCGCCGGUGAAAUGCCCAACCACCCCAACAUGUCCAUCGUUGCAAGCAAUCCUUACGGCAGUUUCCACGUAUUUCCCGGAUUUACGGGCUCGCUUAGUUCAUCAACAGGUGCCGAAUCUCCAAUACCAACGAACGAUACCGGCGACUGCUUGACGUGUUCCAGUUCGGGCAGCGAUAUCUACAUCAUUGAGAAUUGGGAGGAUGCUGGAGUUAUCGAUGCGUCAAUUGUUAAGAAUCUCAAGUCUAAGGAUGAUUGGAGGAUGCGAUUAAAGGGUCUGGAGGACUUAAACCGAUCAUUACAAAAUCCGAACACAGUCAAGGCCUUGGAACCGAAAAUAUCUUCGCUACUUUUUUUCCUUUUCGGAUGUGAGCAGUACGUGAGAUUACAAACGGCGGCCGAGGACGCUUUGAAGAUUAUUUUUGCUAAUGCCUCAAUUGAGCAGCUACAAGGCCGUCUUGGACAAAUCGUUACCGCUUUGUGUAAGAUGGGAUCACCGGCGGGCGUGAGGCUCAGUAUUUUAUUGAUGAGGCGUAUUACGGCGGAGGAAUUUUUGGAUCAUUUAUUCAGUAGUAGUAUACUUGGAGCCAAAAGCAGUAAGAUACGAGAAGGUGCUUUACAAAUCCUCAUGACGAUAAGUCGAAUUUUCCCUAGUACCGAAAUUAACGUGCCAAAAGCCACCGAAUUUGUAACACCUUUACUGAGAGAUCGAAAGAAGCGAGUCCGUCGUGCAUCUUUAGAGACAAUAGCGAGCUUAGCUCAACUGGGAACCACAAAUACAGUUUUGGAAAUUGUCUCAAGAACGGCCGCUGAGUAUCCGGACAGGGAGCAACUUAAACGAGUCGUGCGAGCGAGAUUGGCACGAAGACAGUUACCAGCGGUUGAUCUAAACGGAAGUGUAAGUUACUCAGCGCCCAGCGGAGAAUCAGAACUCGAAUGGAUCUCCAUUGGAAGUGCGACACCAUCACCUCUGUGCACACAGCACAAUAUACUCAACCAAAGCACAGAUAGCUCCGUAUCUUCUCCUUUAAAGCUUGACCCAGCCAAGGUUGCUAACUAUUGGAAAAGUAACGCACGUCACAAUGAGAACACUGCAAGCUUUGAAAAAGAAGAAGAAUCGGACUGGUCACGAGAAUCCAACGAUGUUAAGGAUGAUCCCAAAUCCGAGAACAUACAAAUUUGGGCCGUGGACCCAUGGACCCUAUCAACACCUGUAAAAUUAUCAACCGCAAACGGCACUUUGCGACCGCUAUAUUUAAUACAGAGGGAAGCUCAUCAGACCAAUUCCACAAACUCGGCCGAGAGUUAUAAGGCGCUACGAUCGCCCAGGGGCAGAUCGUACUCACCGCCCAAAAGAAAAGUGGAGAACGUCACCAAGAACGAAGAAAGGGAAAGGUUUAUUGCCGUCAGUAACGAAAAUAAUUACUUUCAAGAUCUGCACAAAAGCGGUUCUUCCGAUCUGAUACGCACCAACGUGAUAACGCAAUCGGGAAGUACGUCCUCCUCAAACUCGGAUGCAUCGAUCCGUUCCGGGCUGUGGCAGAAAAGUUUUAAAUCCGCCAUACCUGUACCAGUUAGUUCCGAUACUAGGUUACGAUUUCGCACGCGACACCAAACGGAGGUUCCCAAAGGACCAGUCUCGAUACCGCCUCAAUUUUAUAGAACAAAGACUCCCAGUCCAGAGGCGACUCCUGAGCGAAAGUCGAUUUCGCAGCGCAGCGUGCUGGUCCGGCAACCGUUUUCUUCAAGUUCUGAAACAUCCGAGUUAUGUACACCACCGGCGGAACCACAUCUUGCAACGAGUUGCACUCAUAGCCUACAAGAAUCGCCCCUGAAGUCUCCACGUCAGAGUGAAAGCUUCGUAGAAGUGGACAGUCCGAGAUACCACAGCGAGAAUUUUACCGUUAUCGAAGAUAGCGCACCAGAUGUUUUAGAAGAAAAUAAAACGUUUAGUCGUGCGCAAUCGGCACAUUCGCACUUAGACCGUGACAGUUUGAACAUCAUCGAAGAGCUUUAUUCGGCGGAUGCUCGAGUAAAACGCGAGGACUCCUUUGAAACUCACGAUGAGUUUGAAAGUGAUGAAGCCCAUACCUCGCAAGAAACACUUAAGUCUGCACACAAAAAUUAUCCCGAACCGUUUUCUCUACCGAAAACCUUCAUAGAAACCAAACUUUCCAAGUCUGAAAUAAACAUUCAAAUUUCCCCAGAAAUUUUACGCAAAUCGGUGAACUCCGCACCUCCCCUCAAUGACCUUAUUCGCUACGACAAAAAAGAAACCACAGAAUCUACGGUGGAGAUCACCGUCCUUCCUGGCUCCCUCGCGGAGUACACCCCCAAGCACGAAUGCCCAGAAGUGAAAACGCCCAAGCAAAAACCACCACUGACCAGACAGUUUUCGCGUAAGGGCUCCGUCAGGUCAUCGAAGCGCGACACGACUCCCUUCCCCGACUACCUAAACCCAUUCCCAAAGGCGAAGGAUGGAUUUCACGAGACCCUAUCGCAGUUGGAGCAUCCCGAUUGGGAGGUGACCAUGAAAGGGUUACAGGGAAUGGUGAGACUGACCCGACAUCAUCCCGAGAUUCUCGAUUUGAACAUGCACCCAACGUGCGUUGCUCUCGGGAGGCACAUCCGAAAUCUGCGCUCGCAGGUGGCGAGGGCUGCAUCCUUGGCAGCUUCGGAAAUGUUUUCGAAUCAUAAAAAACCCUUAGAAGUGGAGUUGGAAGAAAUCGCCGUUCCGCUCUUGCAUCGAACGGCGGAUACGAAUAAAUUUUUGAGAAGCGACGCGAACGGGGCAUUGGAUAAGAUGUGUCUCCACAUGGCAGCUCCACGUGUCGUGUCGAUUAUCACCACAAAGGGUGCUGUGCACCAAAACGCAAUCGUCCGCUGCGCCGCUGCCCGGCUCCUUUGUUCCUUGACGAAUCGUUUAGGCGCCGAAAAAACGUUUCAACUUCCAAGGGAUACUAGGGAUAAGAUUUUGCAUACCGGCGCGAAUAUGCUGAUGGAAGGGAAUCUGGAUACGAGGAAACACGCGAAGAUGAUGUUUACUAAUCUCCUUGGUCACUCACAAUUUAAUAAAGCAAUGAUGGAGGCGGUCCCCCCUUGCACAAUGCGACAUAUUCAGAAAACGCUCAGAUCUUUGCAAUGAAACUAGAAUUUCUUUUUGUACAAUAAUUGUUAAUUUUGAAAUAAUUGUAGCAUCUGUCAAUUUUUUUUGUACGUUUUAUAACUUUACGUAGACUGUUAACAUUUUUAUGUAGUUUAUAAAAUAUGUAAAUGUAACUACUGUAUCUUCCAAUUAUUUAAAUU
Photinus pyralis (common eastern firefly) is the source of this 5539-nucleotide messenger RNA. RefSeq lists its product as uncharacterized. The transcript is spliced from 13 exons. Gene Ontology annotation, biological process: microtubule cytoskeleton organization. NCBI's taxonomy places the organism in Eukaryota, Metazoa, Arthropoda, Insecta, Coleoptera, Lampyridae. Gene Ontology annotation, cellular component: cytoplasmic microtubule; cilium. The record is from RefSeq and is a predicted model, not a curated record. Gene Ontology annotation, molecular function: microtubule binding. Bases 492 to 5378 code for a protein of 1628 amino acids.